ACAGUUUUGAAAGUUAAUCUGUAAGACUCUGUAACAGAUCAACUACCAAAGCAUAUCUGUACGCAAACUAACAUGUCUUUAACUUUUUGUGUUCUUAUUACAUAAACCAAUAUUCUAAACUUGUUUAUGCGAAUUGGUUUUGAACACCUUUGCUCCAGAUUUUGCAUCUGGAGGCAUGUUGCAUGGGGUUGGUCCGUAUUUAACAGUGGUAAUGAUUGAACUGCUAUUGCUUACUCAGAUUGUUGUCUUUGAUUGUUAAUUUAUAUUUUGUUAUCUAGGGAUAUCAGUACUACAGAAACCUGUGCAGUUGCUUACUGGCAUGGUUGUCUUUGAUUGUUAAUUUAUAUUUGUUAUCUAGGGAUAUCAGUAUUACAGAAACCUGUGCAGUUUGAUGUAGUUGAUAACAAAGACUCAGAAUCAAAAUGUUUACGACAAAAAUAUUUUUUCUUAGAAAGUGUUUUCUGUUGAAACAAAAGGACCGUUAGUUUCAAGAAGAGGGAGAGGGGCAAGGAAUUCUGUCAGUAUGUUUUAAGUCAGUCACCUUCAAAUGAGAAGUGUUUUCUUUUAGUUUUGGGUGGGUACAACUAUGUAUGCAGUACUUGCAGCCGUCCACAAGGCAUCAGAGCCGGCUGUUUAUUCAGACAACUGUGGAAACUCCAAUCAGUAGUACUUUUUUUAUGAUUUUUUUUGUUGGUUUCAUCACUUGGACUUUAGUUGCUUGAGCAGUAUAUAUAACUUAUUGUCAUUGUGCUGAUUAACUGCUUCAGUGGUCUGUUUUCAGUGUUCCCCAAAAAUGGAUUGCUCUUUCUUUUUCAGCCUCCUCUAUUUCUUCCUACUUUCAGUUGGCAUGUCAGCAGCUCUUGUUGCGGAUGAUCGUAGGACGUACAUCAUCCACAUGGACAAAUCAGCAAUGCCUUCUCUUUUCCCAGAUCAUCAUAGUUGGUAUAUGUCAACUCUCUCGUCCCUGUCUUCGCUGAAUGGGGUUCUUCCAACCCAUCUCUAUACCUACAACCAUGUCUUGGAUGGCUUUAGUGCAGUGCUAUGUCGGUCCCAACUUGAUCAGCUGGAGAAAAUGUCUGGUCACGUUGCCACGUACCCAGAAACCUUUGGAAAGCUUCAGACUACACAUACCCCGAAGUUUCUCGGCCUGGAACCAAAUGUUGGGUUAUGGCCUGAAGCCAAUUUUGGGGAUGAUAUGAUCAUCGGUGUAGUUGACACUGGAAUUUGGCCGGAGAGUGAGAGUUUUAGAGAUGACGAAAUGCCCCCCGUACCAGAGAGAUGGCGCGGUACUUGUGAGUCUGGUGUGGAGUUCAACUCUUCUAACUGUAACCGGAAACUCAUCGGAGCACGCUCGUUCAGUAAAGGGAUGAAGGAAGCUGGCUUGAACAUCUCCAAAACGGACGACUAUGAUUCUCCAAGGGAUUACGAUGGACAUGGGACACAUACAUCGUCAACAGCAGCUGGAAGCCCUGUGCAGGAUGCGAGUUACUUCAAUUAUGCAAAGGGAACAGCGAUUGGAAUGGCACCAAAGGCCCGGCUUGCCAUGUACAAAGUGCUUUUCUUCAACUACACAUAUGAAGCUGCUGCAACGGACACUAUAGCUGCCAUGGACCAAGCCAUAGCCGAUGGUGUCGAUAUAAUGUCAUUGUCGUUGGGUUUCUUUGAGACUCCUUUCGAACAAAACCCAAUUGCAGUGGCAGCUUUUACAGCCAUGGAAAAGGGGAUCAUUGUGGUAUGUGCAGCUGGAAAUGGUGGUCCUCAUGGUUUCACCAUUCUCAAUGGAGCUCCAUGGAUCACUACCGUUGGAGCGGGGACCAUCGAUCGAGAUUAUGCCGCUGAAGUGACACUCGGUGACAUCGGGGACCUCACCGUCAGUGGAAAAUCUAUCUAUCCAUUAGACUUGUUAGUCUCCAGAGUCCCUAUAUACUUUGGCUAUGGAAAUAGGAGCAAAGAAAUCUGUGACGACUAUUCUCUGGACCCUAAAGAUGUUGCCGGGAAGUACGUGUUCUGUGACUCAGGAGUUAACACGUUCGAAACAGACAGAGCUGGAGCUGCAGGAGCUAUCUUCAGUACUGACGACUCCAUUUUUCUCCAGCCAGGAGAUUUCAACAAUCCAUACGUGGCAGUGAUUCCAGAAGUCGGAAAUUCGAUCAAAGACUACCUAAUCAAAGCCAAGAAUACAACGGUGAGUAUUAAGUUUCAACUAACAGUUUUGGGUACUAAACCUGCCCCAAUAGUGGUAUGGUUUUCUUCCCGAGGACCGGAUCGUAAAUCGCCAUGGAUACUGAAACCUGAUAUCUUAGCUCCUGGAGUUAAUAUUUUAGCAGCAUAUGCACCAAACAGAGGAAUUGCGCCGAUUGGAGAUGACUACGACUAUUUGCUUAGCGACUUUGCGCUUCUCUCUGGCACAUCCAUGGCGUGUCCCCACGUAGCCGGUAUAUCAGCACUACUAAAAGCGGUACACAGGGAUUGGAGUCCGGCUGCCAUCAGAUCUGCAUUGAUGACCACAGCUUACGUGAUCGACAACGUGAACGGCACGAUCAUCGAUAUGACCACCGGAAUAGCUGGGACUCCUCUUGAUUAUGGGUCAGGGCACAUAGAUCCUAUAAAAGCUAUAGACCCAGGACUUGUUUAUGACUUGGAGGCUCAAGACUACAUCAAUUACUUGUGUGGAAUGAACUACACAAACCAACAGAUCAAGAUCAUCACCAAGAGAUCAAAUUUCAGUUGUGAUCAAGCUAGUCUUGAUCUUAACUACCCGUCUUUUAUGAUCCUCCUCAACAACACUAACACUACUAGUUACAUCUUUAAAAGGGUGUUGACAAGUGUAGUGAAUAGUUCCUCGGUCUACCGUGCUGUGGUGAAUGCUCCAUCGGGCAUGAAAGUGGUUGUGGAGCCGCCGGCGAUAGCCUUUGACGGAAAAUACAGCACAGCCAAGUUCAGCAUGACAGUAGAGGUUGAUGCUGGAGUUGGAAAUGUCAGAAUACAAAGUGAUUCUAUUGUGAAUUAUGGGUAUUUAAGCUGGAAUGAGGUUAAGGGCAAGCAUGUAGUGAGAAGUCCUGUUGUUGCUGCUUUUGCACCUUAUCCAAGAGCAUGAAAGGUGAUAGAACUUGGAAUUGCCAAAACGGAAUGUCAAAGUCAAAUUUUGACACCUUACGGUUCUAAAAGUUGCAAAAUUUGGCAGCCAUGCUGAAACGGGUGAAAUGAUGAUAUUUUUUUUUUCUUCUUUUUAUUUAUAAAAAAUUAUAUUUGUGUGUGCUAUGUUAAAUUUAGCAGCUCAAAUAGCAGAUGAACUAAUGCUCUCUUUGUCCAAUUAUAAUAAUGGUAGUGGCUACAACAAUUGCGUCA
Molecule: messenger RNA, 3348 nt
Organism: Camellia sinensis
Lineage: Eukaryota; Viridiplantae; Streptophyta; Magnoliopsida; Ericales; Theaceae
Source: RefSeq, a predicted model, not a curated record